AUGUAUUUCAAGAACCUUGUUAUGCUGGCCAUGGCUGGCGCGGCCGUUGCUCAGCGUCCCAGCAACGUCUCAAUCUGUGACUACUACACCACCGCCCUACUCAAAGACAACAAUGCCACCAACCAGUAUACCUUGUUGGCUCUCUUGGUGAACACUGCUGUCAUCGGCAACUACACGCAGCCCAAUGUCGGUGUUGCAGUUCCGGGUAUCUUGAACCCUAACGGAACAUACAACGGCACCAGCGUCAAUCUUGUCCCCUAUUUCGAUGGAGGUCUGGCUUCGACCAACAAUGGUGGCAACGCAGGUGUUGCUGUCAACUUCUUGGACGGAGGUGGUGCUGCGCCUUUGAUGAAGAAUCUGCCAGCAGAGGACAAUACUUCUAAACAAUACUUUCUCCUCACUCAUUUGUAUGAGUUCUUCGGCUCCCUUCUCGGUUGCAGCGAGGUCGGCAUGACCGGAUUUUCCGCUUAUGGGGGAGAUGCUAGCAUGUACGAGGUGCACAAGUUCAUGGUCCUCGACCCAUACCAAAUCGGAUACUUCAUCACCCAAGUCGGUCUAUCAGCCGCCUCUUUCGGCGUCGCCGAAUCUGACAUCAGCGCCGUCGCCACGGCUCUUGAAAGUCUAUUCGCCUACCGCUGUGCUCCUAAGACAACUGUCAUCACGGCUCAGGGCCCUCAAUACCAGAGCACCUGCACAGAUGAGACCUGCCCUCUUGCAGCAAACUCUACCUGCGCCGACCAGCCAAACAUUGAUCAACCACUCGUCGCCAACGCUACCCUCGCUAUGGGUGAAGGCCGCAACGCCAGUAGCAGCAGUAGUGCUGUUGCACCCUCAUCUACUUCGUCGCCUUCGGGAAGCUCUACUGGUUCUGCAUCUGGUACUUCGUCAGGAACAGUUCCUGCCCAGACCAAGUCGUCUGGCUCGCAGCUUAGUCCGAGCAUGGGAGUUCUGCUUGGUCUUCUCUUCAUUGGUGCCUUUGCUUUCUAG
Talaromyces amestolkiae is the source of this 987-nucleotide messenger RNA. RefSeq lists its product as uncharacterized. Bases 1 to 987 code for a protein of 328 amino acids. The transcript is spliced from 3 exons. Lineage: Eukaryota; Fungi; Ascomycota; Eurotiomycetes; Eurotiales; Trichocomaceae. The record is from RefSeq and is a predicted model, not a curated record.